CACUGUGACAAUUAUCGGAUACCACUCCUCCGCCAGUGGCUUUGGUAACGGGCUGGCGUGGAGAUGACCGCCAAAUGGGUCAUCGUUGAAAGUCAUUGACCACUUUCCACCGUGUUCCACUUCGUGGCAAGGUGGCGGACCCAUUCCCUUCUACAAUACAUAUAGAGUCUCGUACUAGUUUCAUUUCACUCUCAUACACAACCGCUUGCUCCUCCUUGACGGAAGACGCAAAAACACCGUUUGGAAGUGAACUCAAUUAACGAUAUUCUACUCACGACCUAAGAUGCAUCCCGCCGUGUCGUCGACCCCUGGUGAAUUGACCAUGUUACCCUGCCCCCAACACGGUCUGUCCUUACGGGAGCGCCGCAAGAUCAUCUUGACCGUUCGAACCACUCUCCAGGAGCGUCCGCUCUAUGCCAAUGCUUACCGAAAAUUCAUUACAAAGUACACCCCUCUUCUCCCGCCAACUCCGAACUCUGUCGCUUCCGAGUGGUUGUCUGACGAAGAAGACUACGACUUUGAGUUGGUGGACUCGGACUCGGAUAUGGAGUCUCACUAUAGUACUGCCUCUUCUUCUCUGUCAGAGAUUCCCUCGAACCCUCCUUUCGUCCCACGGCAGUCCUCCAGCGAAAAGAGCCAUCUGGAUCUAGUUGAAGACGAUUUGUACGUCGCUUAUGCAGACAACGCCGACGAAGCCGCUGCCCUGCGCACCUUCGCAAACCACCAUUUCACCCAUAUCCUACAAAUUACUGUGGUUUCCCCAGGAUCAAGCCGAGCCGGCGGAAGCGUGAACACUGGUAGUUGGUCGGAAGAAUUGACUUGGUCUGGUCGCGAAUUGCGCAAACUUCAUCUUGCCGUUCCUGCGCUCCCUCAAGCCACUGAAAAGUACAUGCUUCUCUCCCCUCGCCAGCUCCUCGCAGCACGCGAUUGGAUAACACUCGCGAUGCCCCUCAACGAAUAUGAAAUCCCAGUUCUCCCCAGGUGGUUUUCCAUCGCGAGAUUGGUGGUCGUCGCCCCGAGGGGAAGGAUGGCUGACAUUAUGGCAGUGGUAAUAGCUUAUCUGGCGUUUGCGCAGGAUAGACAUGUGCUCAGUGUGGCGAGAGACCUGACGAGGAAGGUCGGAUUUGAUGAGGAGUGGAUGCUCACUAUCUCAGGGAGGGCUGUUCCGCUAUUAGAGAUGGUUGCAAGGUUGUAGUGACCGUUGACGAGGUCCUUUUCAUGUUUCAUUGUCCUAUGCUGCAGUUACUAUUCCUUUCUGUAGGCCG
This is a messenger RNA of Pisolithus orientalis, 1265 nucleotides long. RefSeq lists its product as uncharacterized. The transcript is spliced from 2 exons. Bases 284 to 1195 code for a protein of 303 amino acids. The record is from RefSeq and is a predicted model, not a curated record. Lineage: Eukaryota; Fungi; Basidiomycota; Agaricomycetes; Boletales; Pisolithaceae.